Molecule: messenger RNA, 1008 nt
Organism: Emys orbicularis (European pond turtle)
Lineage: Eukaryota; Metazoa; Chordata; Testudines; Emydidae
Gene: DLX5
Product: distal-less homeobox 5
Exons: 3
Coding region: 1-1008 (335 amino acids)
Biological process (GO): cell differentiation; embryo development; regulation of transcription by RNA polymerase II
Molecular function (GO): RNA polymerase II cis-regulatory region sequence-specific DNA binding; DNA-binding transcription factor activity, RNA polymerase II-specific
Source: RefSeq, a predicted model, not a curated record
AUGCUGCGCCCCAGCCAGCAGUCUGCCAGAGACAGAGACAGACACAGAGACUCAAAGACUCCCAGCCUCCUCCCCCAGACAUGUCUGCUUAGCCCUGAGCAGCCCCAGCAGCCAGCCCCAGCAAGCAGCCGUCUCCAAGCUAUGACAGGAGUAUUUGACAGAAGGGUCCCCAAUAUCAGAUCCAGCGAUUUCCAGGCUCCUUUCCAGACGUCUGCAGCCAUGCACCAUCCGUCUCAGGAAUCUCCAACUUUACCCGAGUCCUCGGCUACGGAUUCCGACUAUUAUAGUCCAACGGGGGGAGCCCCGCAUGGCUAUUGCUCGCCUACCUCGGCUUCCUACGGCAAAGCGCUCAAUCCGUACCAGUAUCAGUACCACGGCAUGAAUGGACCUGCUGGGAACUAUCCUGCCAAAGCCUAUGCAGACUACAGCUACGCGAGUCCUUACCACCAGUACAGCGGGGCUUACAACCGGGUACAGAGCUCUUCAAACCAGCCAGAGAAAGAGGUGGCGGAGCCCGAGGUGCGAAUGGUGAAUGGCAAACCAAAGAAAGUUCGCAAACCCAGGACUAUUUAUUCUAGCUUCCAGCUGGCUGCGUUACAGAGGAGGUUUCAGAAAACUCAGUACCUAGCCCUGCCAGAAAGAGCUGAACUGGCUGCUUCUUUGGGACUGACACAGACACAGGUGAAAAUUUGGUUUCAGAAUAAAAGAUCCAAGAUCAAGAAGAUUAUGAAAAACGGGGAAAUGCCUCCGGAGCACAGUCCCAGCUCCAGCGACCCCAUGGCUUGCAACUCUCCACAGUCACCUGCGGUUUGGGAACCUCAGGGCUCUUCCAGAUCCCUCAGCCAUCAUCCUCAUCCUCAUGCUCCAAACUCCAACCCAUCCCCUGCAUCCAGCUACUUAGAAAACUCCACUUCCUGGUAUUCCAGUGCUAACUCCCUCAAUUCCCACCUCCAGCCCCACGGCUCCCUACAACACCCGUUAGCGCUGGCCUCUGGGACAAUUUAUUAG